Molecule: messenger RNA, 575 nt
Organism: Myotis daubentonii (Daubenton's bat)
Lineage: Eukaryota; Metazoa; Chordata; Mammalia; Chiroptera; Vespertilionidae
Product: transcription and mRNA export factor ENY2-like
Exons: 1
Coding region: 86-376 (96 amino acids)
Source: RefSeq, a predicted model, not a curated record
AAUGCAUGUUCUAGCUUUCUGUGUGCUUAGGCGCCCGAGCUACUGAGGGUCUAAGUCCGGGCAGCCGAAGAGUGUGGUUAGCAAGAUGAACAAAGAUGCGCAGAUGAGAGCAGCGAUUAACCAAAAGUUGAUAGAAACUGAAGAAAGAGAAUGCCUCAAAGAGUUUCUGAGAACUAAAUUAAUUGAAUGUGGCUGGAAGGAUCAAUUGAAGGCACACUGUAAAGAGGUAAUUAAAGAAAAAGGACGAGAACACAUUACUGUUGAUGACUUGGUGGCUGAAAUCACACCAAAAGGCAGAGCCCUGGUACCUGACAGUGAAAAGAAGGAGCUUAUACAAAGAAUAAGAACAUUCCUUGCUCAGCAUGCCAGCCUUUAAGAUUGAAUUAUAUUGUGUUGUUUGUGGUCUUAUUUCUGAAAGUAAAAUGUGCCAUGAAUUAGGAAUCGCUUUCCCAAAAUAAAAUCCUUUUUUGUAUGAUGGUAUACAGUUUUCGGUAAUGAUGUAUACAUUGUAAUGAUUUUUCCCCCCUAAAUGUGUUAUUUUAAUAAAUAUCUCUUGAAUGAAAAAAAAAAAAAAA